GAAGUUGCGUAUUGUCGUAACGUCUCGCCAAGGGAGGUUCUUUUUGAAGCAAUUUUCACUUGGAGGAAAGAGUGAAAAGAGCGAGGAAAGUCAGCAACACCCGAUUGUCUGAAGUGAAUAUCCAAAGAGAGACAGAGAGAGAGUCUUUUUUUUUUUUUUUUUUUUGAGCGUUGAAAUUAAACAUGGAGUCGCGCGAGACAACUGCAUACGGAGCUUCCUUAGCCGGCGGAUCUUUCGACUUUGUUAAAUUUAUCAAACAGCCACUAACGAUCCUCCGACUUCUCAACUGGGUGUUUGCCAUUGUGGUUUUCGCCACUAUUGUAGCAGAGGGAUAUGUAAAUGCUAAAGACUCAUCGCAGGUGGUAUGCAUAUUCAACAAUAAUGACGGGGCCUGCAAUUACGGAGCAGGCAUCGGGGUCAUCGCCUUUCUCGCCACUUCCGCCUUCAUCUUUGCCGACGCGUAUCUUCCCCUGAUGAGCAGCGCACAGGAGAGGAAGCGUCUCGUGAUUGCUGACAUGGUGUUCUCAGGGGCCUGGACAUUUCUGUGGUUUGUGUGUUUUUGCCUCUUGGCAAAUCAGUGGACAAACACUGUUGAUAGAAAAAGUAUCCCUGUUGAUGCAGCUCAAGCCAUUAUUGUCUUCUCCUUCUUCUCCUUCAUUACAUGGGGUGUGGUGACCUAUUUGGCCCUGAUGAGAUUUCGCGAAGGCAUUAGAGAGAUCAGUCACGGCUUCUCUGAAACUUCUCCAGAACACAUUUCCCCUUACCAGGGAUCAACAAUCCCUCACGAUCACUCUCCGUACGGGGAUACUACUUACCCGUCAGACCUCUACCAGCAGCCCCCCUUCGUGGGUAAACCCGAGCCGACUGGCAACAGUACCUACCAGCCACCAAGCUACUGAGGAGAACAAGGGCCCCUCUCGAGAGAAUGCGAAAAGGGAUGAUUAAAUGGCCCGAUCAUAUGACGCGCAGCAUGGAAGGAGCCUGUAAGAGUAGCCAAUGAGAGCUCUUGUGUAUUGAUAGGCUCAGGCAUUCCUUGAAAUCGACUGGUUCUCCCAGUCACCAUGAAGUUAUUCUUUGUGCUUGCUUUCAGUGAUGCACAGCCUUUCUGUGUUUUGAAAUUGUUUGUAUGUUUGUGUCGCCCAGAGCUGAUUAUCGUUGAUUUCACAAAUGGUGCCUUAAUAUAAUGCAAGUCAUUGUGAAACUGCUAAAGACAGUGUGUUACUGUGCUUAAGCCUAGACUGCUCUGUAAUGUAUAGAUGUUGAUUUUUAUCGCAGGAGUGCCACAUUUUCACACUGUAAUUUGCACCAUGACCCUGAACAAUGACAGAGUUAAAUAGCCUACUUGCACUUAACUGUGCUUUCCAGUUACGCAAUACUUAGUCAGAUGACCAGGUCAGGCAUAAUAAUUCCUCAAGAAUUCACAUUUUGAUGCACUUCUUGCUGCCAAAAUACAGCCAUAGCCUGCACUGUUAAAAAUGUGGCUCUAUUUUCAUUCAUGUGUGCCUUUGGAGGUUUAGUUUUUAUCCUAUACCUUGUACAAGACUACUGAAAUUUUUUUUAGACAUGAAAUUCACCACUUUUGAACUGUAAGAGCCUUGAGUGCACACUGCAUUUACAGACUUUACUCAUUCACAUGAUUUAACAACCUGAUCCUCACAAAGUAUUGCACAAACUGGAAAACCAUCUCCAUAUAUUAAUAACUCACAUCACAGGCCUUAAUCUGGUGUAUUAAUAAAAGCCAAAUCUGUCAUGCCAAAGUUACAGGUUUCAAUCAUAUUUUUCUUUACAUUAGAGCACACACACAGCACCAUUCUUCAUUUCUUUUAAUUGUUACCUGCUUUUCAAUCUGUUACAGAUGAUUUUUCCUUUGGGAUUGUAGUGUACACCUUAUUAAUAAUUAUUUAACCCUAAUUUCACUUCACUUCAGCAUGUGCCUUAUGAUUUGCACUACUUGAUUUGAUGUAUUUCUUUCUGGGAUGUGGGUAAUUAUUAAAUCACUGGCCAUACUCUGUUAAUCAGAUUUUCUAUUGUAACUUUCUCUUUUUUUUAUUUUAAAACACUGGUUUAAAGUUGUUCAAAAUGUUUGAGUGCACGGGAUGUCAUUUGUUUGGAUAUGAAGCACAAACCAGCAGUUGAAGCAAAAUGAAAUUUUUACCAGGGAACAAAAUAAAUAAAUAAAGUUUUAUUGCGAUAAA
Messenger RNA from Hemibagrus wyckioides, 2195 nucleotides. RefSeq names its product synaptogyrin 2b (gene syngr2b). Gene Ontology annotation, cellular component: neuromuscular junction; synaptic vesicle membrane. The transcript has 4 exons. The record is from RefSeq and is a predicted model, not a curated record. Bases 183 to 899 code for a protein of 238 amino acids. NCBI's taxonomy places the organism in Eukaryota, Metazoa, Chordata, Actinopteri, Siluriformes, Bagridae.